UAACAAGCUUCCCACUUUGGUCCCGUGCGACUCCCCAUUCAUGCGUCCGGGCUUUGGCUUUAUGUAGUUUUCACUUCCACUUUGUGCAAAUGCUUCAGCCAAUUUAGACUCGCAGUCUUGUAUCUUCUUAACAAAGACACUGGAAGAAAGCAUUUUUAAAAACUAAAUCCAUCCUGCAGACUUGUUUUCCUCUUUACGCACCAGAGGAGCAUGAGCUUUUUGGAGCGGUGACUUACAUGUGUCGGUUCCUGAAAUGGCAAAACCUUUAGAUCACAUCAAGAGACCCAUGAACGCCUUCAUGGUUUGGUCCAGAGGCCAAAGGAGGAAAAUGGCCCGAGAAAACCCCAAGAUGCACAACUCUGAGAUCAGUAAGAGACUCGGCGCGGAGUGGAAGAUGCUCUCCGACUCUGAGAAGCGGCCGUACAUCGACGAGGCCAAGAGGCUGCGGGCUCAGCACAUGAAGGAGCAUCCGGACUACAAGUACCGACCCCGGCGCAAACCCAAGAGCCUCCUGAAGAGGGACCGCUUCGUUUUCCCGCUGCCGUCUUUACUCGGGGACGCAGCGGAGCAAUUGAAGGGAUUUUCUAUCGACUCUUUUCUCGUCCCGGGAGAUAAAGCCAGAGCUCUCCUCGCUCCCGCCUCCUCCUCCUCCUCCUCCUCCUCGUCUUUCUCGCUCCUGGAGCCGGUGGCGCAGUUCAGCACCGGAGCUGUCCAGCGGAUGGCCGAGAUCCCGCACACUCUGGCCGCAGGCGCUCUGCCCUACAGCGCGCACACCUUUGGGUACCAGACUGGAGGGUUUGGGGCUCUGGCUUGCCCCGGACAGCACACCCACACCCACCCGUCGCCCUCCAGUCCCGGGUACGUGGUGCCGUGUAACUGUAGCGCCUGGUCCGCGGCCAGUUUACAGCCUCAGGUGGCUUAUAUUCUGUUCCCCGGAGGGAUGACCAAGAGCGGCAUGGACUCGUACGCUUCAGCCGGCUCCAGUGUGUGAUGGAGCGGAUAGACGCACCGUCACUAUGGGAAAAGUUUGCGCACAGAACCUCCACCUGUUUUCAGACAAAACAACAAAACUGUGAUAUUAUAGUGUUUCUGCAGAUAUGAAAAACUUUAAAUUACACUCUAACAAUCGCAAUGUUGCUCCCGAUUCCAUGUAAAUACAGAGAGAAGACUGGGAGCUUAAUGUGAAGAUGCUAUUUUACUACUUGAAAAACUUGAAAAAUUGCUCAAACUAUUCAAAUUAAAGCGUCCACUUCUCGUGCUUAAUAUUAAAAUUACUGACCAAAUGCACACCAAUACACAAGCUGAUGCAUUUUUCAUUUAUGUUACUGACAAAGCUUUCUGACAAAUUUUUUGAGUAAUUUUUUGGGCAGUAUGUUUGAAUAUCUGUCUCAGUAUGUAGGCCUGUUUUUUAAAUUACAAUUUCAAGUGGAAAAAAUAAAUGUUUACAGAAGGACUGUCUUAUAAAUUGUAGUAUUUUUUUUAUUCUUUGGA
Molecule: messenger RNA, 1491 nt
Organism: Amphiprion ocellaris (clown anemonefish)
Lineage: Eukaryota; Metazoa; Chordata; Actinopteri; Pomacentridae
Product: transcription factor Sox-14
Exons: 1
Coding region: 254-991 (245 amino acids)
Biological process (GO): negative regulation of transcription by RNA polymerase II; cell differentiation; positive regulation of transcription by RNA polymerase II
Molecular function (GO): DNA-binding transcription factor activity, RNA polymerase II-specific; RNA polymerase II cis-regulatory region sequence-specific DNA binding
Source: RefSeq, a predicted model, not a curated record